Messenger RNA from Alternaria rosae, 1980 nucleotides. RefSeq lists its product as uncharacterized. NCBI's taxonomy places the organism in Eukaryota, Fungi, Ascomycota, Dothideomycetes, Pleosporales, Pleosporaceae. Bases 1 to 1773 code for a protein of 590 amino acids. The record is from RefSeq and is a predicted model, not a curated record. The transcript has a single exon.
AUGCAAAUCCCGAAGCAAAGCUCACGCCCAGCGGACACAUGUGGGCCCUCAUUUCUUGACCGACCAGGCGAGAUUCGUAACUUGAUUUACGAACAAGUGUUCAAACGCACUGAACCAAUCUUCCUUCACAACACCGACGCCUACCAUGCGAUCGAACCCGAACGAAGAUUUGGCGACACAGAUGAGCGUUUCUACGCCCUGACAGCUAAAUUUGACUCGGAAUUCGAAUCCAGAAUCGGCCCUCACGACGAGUUCACCCAUGACUUCCACUUGGGCUUACCGCUGCUGCUGGUCUGUCGACAAAUCUACCAUGAGGCAGGUAGUGUGUUCUAUGGCGAGAAUACCUUCAUCUUCUCGCGAGUUCUCGAUCGCCAUGAUGUGAAGAAUAACCCGCGCUAUGACGAUUCCGAUGGGAAAGCUUAUCAUCAGUUCGCAUAUGCUUCUGUAUGGCUAUCCAAUAUUGGCAGUCAAUUUGCCAUGCUGAAGAAGGUACAUAUCGAUGUUGACGCCAUGUGCUAUCACGCUUGCAAACAUGCACUUGAUGACUUCGAUGUAUUGCCUUUAUUACGAUUGCUCUGGAAGAACAGUUCAAAGAAGUCUCCGGUUACGUUUGCCUGCACUGGCAGGAGGCUCCAACCUGAGUGCGAAAAUGCUGUUGCGCGGACUGAGGAGCAGAAGAAGCGGUAUGAUGUACAGAAAAGGCAGUAUCCGAAGGACUUGGUCAACGAAUUCAAUGCAAUCAUCUCCAGUUUGAUCGGAAACGGACACUUUAGUUUGCAAAGAUUCGCCAAUUUCGAUCGGCUGAUUCACUCUGCCAGCAUCCACUUUUCGGAACGUUACAUGAGAGUCACAUUUGACCGCGAACAUGUUCACUGGAGAGAGUUUGCAGUCGACCAGAAUGGGGACGUUGCUGUCAGAGCGCUAGGCUCAAAGCCAGACCACCUUCUCGACCUUCCGGGAAGUGUCCUGACAAAGAUUAUCAACAUGGCGAUGAUAUCGCCGAACGGUCUCAUAAUGGAUAUGAACACUCGUGCCAUACAUGGACUAAACCUUGCACCUCUCCAGCUCAGCAGACAGUCACGUUCUGAUUUCCAGAGGAGGCAUAUGUUAAGAGUCAACGCUAACAUCACUAUCGUCAAAACGAGCACCAAGCGCACAACUAGCUUCAAGGACUUCCAUUUUCUGCGAGUAUGGUGCAACAUGAAGCCUUGCAGCUACUUUCUCCCUUGCGCGUGUGGGUCCGUCGCAUCCGUCAACAUCGCUCUCACGUUCGAAACCGCCGCCGCAACUACACUAGACAAAUUACGCAUCAACGUCAAAGGCCUGAUCGACGCAGUGGAAUCUGUCGUCCAAAAAGAGCAUGUCAGCAUCUCCAUCGCACUCAAGCGCCCCGGCGCAAAUCCGUGCGAUCCAUUGCAGAGCAGGAUCCCCCUGCUGGGUCUAGAGCAGAGAGUCUUCUUGCUUCUCUCCGAUGUUAUAGCUGGCUGGCCCGUCCCGGGGGACAAGGUACCUGAUGUCUGGAUGGACGGACACGGGAAGCUGAUCAGCGCAACCUACUCUGCAUCAGCAACGACAUUGUCCAGCCGCAUCGAGAAUCGGCAUGCUACACUCAACCCGGUCGAGAUACAACGGCGAGGGUACCAGUUUGCUAUGGACCUGUAUGAUAACAAACUAGGCGUGAGAGGGGGUCGACGCGAGAUGUGGUCACGACUACAAAGAGACUAUUGGCCUGAUUGGCAGAAUUGGGCACGGAGGAGGAGGGAGGGAAGAUGAUAGGUUGUAUGCUUACUUGAGGAGGAGGGAUACUUACUUGAGGGAAGCGCGGGAACAUCCGGGCGCACCAAGUGAUGCUGAAAUUCUUCACACCUUCCGCGGAGAGCUUUAUAUCCCUACAGAGAGGCGAUAGCAACAUGUAGACAAUAUUAAAACAAAACUUCGCAAGGCUUAACACAAUGCGGAUGUAUACGUUACUCGCUUCUA